Pseudopodoces humilis (Tibetan ground-tit) is the source of this 3537-nucleotide messenger RNA. Lineage: Eukaryota; Metazoa; Chordata; Aves; Passeriformes; Paridae. The record is from RefSeq and is a predicted model, not a curated record.
AUGUUUGACGGCUGCCUCCUGCCCCUCGUCGUGCCCUGCCUGCUGCUCUGCGGACUGGACGCCGGCACAGCUGGCGGAGCGGAGCUGGAAGUGGUGAUCCCGGAGCGAGUGCCGCUGGAGAAGAUCCACCUGCUGCCGCCCGGAGGGGAUCGCGGCGGCCCCCGGCGCCGGCGGGCAGCGGCGGAGCAGGAGGAGGAGGAGGAGGCUGUGCUGCUCCGCCUGCCCGCCGCCGGCGCCGAGCUGUACCUGCACCUCCGCCGCGACCUGCGCUUCCUGGCCCGGGGCUUCGCGGUGGAGCGGCGGCGCGGGGAGGCGCGGCGGCCCCCGCGGGAGCGGCUCUGCUUCUACUCGGGACACGCGCUGAACCGCAGCGACUCCUUCGCCUCCCUCAGCACCUGCGCCGGGCUGGUUGGCUACAUCCAGCUUGGAUCAGAGCAGCUGCUGAUCCAACCUGUGAAUGCGUCUGAGACCUCAUUCAGUGGGAAGGAACAUUUCAUCAGGCGGAGACGAUCCACAAAACCCGGCCAUCCCACCAAGCCACAGGGCCCUGAGGAGCACUGCAAAGUUGUAGCAGAAAAGAAGAGACAGAAGAAAGUGAAGUCCACGAGUGACUGGCGGGAGAGGAGGAACGCGAUUCGCCUCACCAGCGAGUACACGGUGGAGACACUGGUGGUGGCAGAUGCUGACAUGGUGCAGUACCACGGAGCAGAGGCUGCCCAGAGGUUCAUCCUCACAGUUAUGAAUAUGGUGUACAACAUGUUCCAGCAUCAAAGCCUGGGAAUUAAAGUCAACAUUCGAGUGACCAAACUAGUCCUGCUUCACAAUCGCCCUGCAAAGUUGUCUAUUGGGCAUCAUGGAGAGAGAUCUCUGGAGAGCUUCUGUCAGUGGCAAAAUGAAGAAUAUGGUGGGGCAAAAUACCUUGGUAACAACCAGGUUCCUGGUGCCAGGGAUGACACCCCUCCUGUGGAUGCUGCUGUUUUUGUGACCAGGACAGAUUUCUGCGUGCACAAAGACGAGCCUUGUGACACUGUGGGAAUUGCUUACCUAGGAGGUGUCUGCAGUGCCAAGAGAAAAUGUGUUCUUGCUGAAGACAAUGGUCUCAAUCUGGCAUUCACAAUUGCACAUGAACUUGGGCACAACAUGGGAAUGAGCCAUGAUGACGAUCAUCAGCCCUGUGCUGGGAGGUCUCACAUUAUGUCUGGUGAAUGGGUGAAGGGCAGGAACCCAAGUGACCUUUCCUGGUCUUCAUGCAGCCGAGACGACCUCGAGAACUUCCUAAAGUCCAAGGUGAGCACCUGUCUGCUGGUGACAGACCCCCGGAGCCAAUAUUCCGUGCGGCUCCCUCACAAGCUGCCGGGCAUGCACUACAGCGCCGACGAGCAGUGCCAGAUCCUUUUCGGCACCAACGCCACCUUCUGUAAAGAUAUGGAGCAUUUGAUGUGUGCUGGGCUCUGGUGCCUGGUGGAAGGAGACACAUCCUGUAAAACAAAGUUGGACCCCCCUCUGGAUGGCACCGAAUGUGGCGCAGACAAGUGGUGCCGAGCUGGGGAGUGUGUCAGUAAAACCCCCAUCCCUGAGCACGUGGACGGGGACUGGAGCGUGUGGAGCCAGUGGAGCAUGUGCAGCCGGACGUGCGGAACCGGGGUGCGCUUCAGGCAGCGGAAAUGUGACAACCCCCCCCCGGGGCCAGGUGGGAAGAACUGUCGGGGGGCCAGCGUGGAGCACACAGUGUGUGAGAACCUGCCCUGCCCCAAAGGAGUGCCCAGCUUCAGGGACCAACAGUGCCAGGCCCAUGACAGGUACACCAACAAGAAGAAAAGCCUCCUGACAGCUGUCAUCGUGGAUGAUAAGCCAUGCGAGCUUUUCUGCUCCCCACUGGGCAAGGAUUCUCCGGUGCUGGUGACAGACAGAGUCCUGGAUGGAACUCCCUGUGGGCCUUACGAGACAGACCUCUGUGUACAUGGCAAGUGCCAGAAACUUGGAUGUGAUGGGAUCAUUGGCUCGGCUGCCAAAGAGGAUCGCUGUGGGAUCUGCAGUGGCGAUGGGAAAACCUGCAAAGUGGUGAAAGGAGACUUCAACCACACCAAGGGCAUGGCUUUAAAAGAUUCCAGUAAGAGAUCCAUUAACAGCGACUGGAAAAUUGAGCUUCCUGGUGAGUUUCAGAUCGCAGGCACCACUGUCCGGUACGUGCGAAGGGGGCUGUGGGAGAAAAUCUCUGCCAAAGGACCAACUAAAAUACCACUGCACUUGAUGGUGCUGUUAUUCCAUGACCAGAAUUAUGGAAUUCAUUAUGAAUACACCAUCCCUGUAAACUAUACUGCUGAAAACAGAAGCGAGCCAGAAAAGCAACAGGAUUCCUUGUACAUCUGGACGCACAGCGGAUGGGAAGGAUGCAGUGUGCAGUGUGGAGGAGGUGAGCGGAAAACCAUCGUGUCCUGCACUCGGAUCGUUAACAAGACCAUGACACUGGUGAAUGACAGUGACUGCCAGCGAGUGACCCGCCCCGAGCCCCAGGUCAGGAAAUGUAACACACACCCCUGCCAGUCACGGUGGGUGACUGGUCACUGGAGCCCCUGCUCUGCCACUUGUGAGAAGGGUGUACAGCACCGGGAGGUCACUUGUGUUUAUCAGCUGCAGAAUGGCACCUAUGUCAACACCAGGGAUCUCUACUGCCUGGGCAACAAACCAGCCACGGUGCAGAGCUGUGAGGGACGGGACUGCCUGUCCAUCUGGGAAGCAUCAGAGUGGUCAAAGUGCUCAGCAGACUGUGGCAGGGGAAUUCAGAAAAGAACAGUGACAUGCACAAACUCCCAAGGCAAAUGUGAUGCAGCCACCAGGCCAAGAGAAGAGGAAGAGUGUGAGGAUCACACAGGCUGUUACGAGUGGAAAACAGGAGACUGGUCCAAGUGCUCCUCGACGUGCGGCAAGGGGCUGCAGUCGCGCGUGGUGCAGUGCAUGCACAAAGUGACGGGGCGCCACGGCAGCGAGUGCCCGGCCCUGGCCAAGCCCCAAGCCUACAGGCAGUGCCACCAGGAGGUCUGCAACGACAAGAUCAACGUCAACACCAUCACCUCACCCAGGCUCGCUGCCCUCACCUACAAGUGCACGGGGGACCAGUGGACAGUGUACUGCAGGGUGAUCCGCGAGAAGAACCUAUGCCAGGACAUGCGGUGGUACCAGCGCUGCUGCCAGACGUGCAGAGACUUUUAUGCAAACAAGAUGCAGCAGAAGAGUUAAUGAACUGUGCCACUCCUUAGAGUCUUCCAGCUGUUUGUAUGUAAAUCACAGACUAGUAGGUCUGAGUACUGGAACUUCAUGAGUUGCUACAUCGUGGUGGAUCCCAAAGCACACCUAAUGAGACUUGAAACUAAUCCUACAGACUGGAUACCAAAGUCAUCCGCUCAUCCACCUUAAAAAAAACACACAGAAAGGGUCAUCUCAAGGAGCCAAUCAUUUCUGAAUAUUUUGACAUCCUCACAUUUUUCAUUAUUGCUUUUUUAAUAUAUUAAAUCACCAGCCACUGGAUGGCUUGCUACC